Lachancea nothofagi CBS 11611 is the source of this 648-nucleotide messenger RNA. The record is from the annotation of a GenBank genome assembly. Lineage: Eukaryota; Fungi; Ascomycota; Saccharomycetes; Saccharomycetales; Saccharomycetaceae.
AUGGAUCAAGAAAACGAAAGAAACGUAUCAAGACUAUGGAGGGCUUUUAAGACCGUGAAAGAAAUGGUCAGGGACCGUGGAUAUUUCAUUACGCAGGAAGAAGUUGACCUCUCGCUCGAGGACUUCAAAGCUAAAUAUUGCGACUCGAUGGGCCGCCCACAGCGUAAAAUGAUGUCAUUCCAAUCUAAUCCUGUUGAAGAUUCUAUGGAGAAAUUCCCCAACAUGGGAUCGCUUUGGGUGGAAUUCUGUGACGAAGCUUCGGUUGGUAUUAAGACCAUGAAGAACUUUGUCAUUCACAUCAGCGAAAAGAACUUUCAAACCGGUAUUUUCGUUUACCAGAAUGGUGUAACGCCUAGUGCCAUGAAACUGCUGCCAUCGGUGGCGCCAGCAACUAUCGAGACCUUCCACGAAGCGGCUCUAGUUGUUAACAUUACCCACCACGAGCUGGUUCCCAAGCAUAUCAAGUUGAGUGACGAGGAGAAAAAGGAGUUACUUAGAAGAUACAGACUGAAAGAGUCUCAACUACCUAGAAUCCAGAGGAUGGAUCCGGUUGCAUUAUAUCUAGGUUUGAAAAGAGGAGAUGUCGUUAAAAUCAUUAGAAAGAGUGAAACUUCUGGACGUUACGCAAGUUACAGAGUGUGUUUGUAA